CCUUCAGUCUGUUCCUGUGCGAUUAGUGAGAAUAGUGAGAUUAGCGUCUUCUUUUUCUACUUGUCUGAAAUGGAGCUAAAAGGACUGGGGUUCGUCCCCCUCCUGUUGGCGUUUUGGUGUCCGGCCUGGCUUGCCACCAGCUACAUCAUGACGGUCGUCCUCGGCCAUGCAGCCUCGCCACUGAUGAGCAUCAGUGACGUGGGAAAUGUCUUUCCCGAAAGCAUAUUAUUCAGAAUUGGAUUCAUAGGGACGUCCAUUGGCACUUUGGUACUAACCUUUCUUAUUUAUAAGUAUAUGGUUAUGCAUACUGAAGAGUUCAGGGGUCAUCAGGUCCUGAUCCAGAGGAUCCUGCUGGCCAUUGUGUGGGCCUCCUGUUUUUCCACAGCUGUUAUGCAUGUAUUGUCCCCCGAAGAAUAUCCCAGGAUACACUUUGUCAGCACGAUAAUUUCCAUUACAUGUGAAGCCUUAUACUACCUUGGGCAGUCCAUCCAGAUGUAUAAAUUACCAGGAGCAAAAAAAGUCAUCCACCAUAGUAGAUGCACCUGCUGUGGCCUGACUUUUGUCUGUGUAGUUUUCUAUUUUGGAUAUGAAACAUUAAAGGAAUUAUUCCAUAAUGAUGAAGACUGGGACGAGAUCCGUGAAAUCCCCAUCAUAAUCAUCGAGUGGGUGAUGCUUCUACUGAUCCUGAUAAACAUCGUGACCUAUUAUUCCACCAUGCAGAGGUUAUUGUUGACCGUCUCCAGAAACAGCUGCACACUCUCUCUUAGAGUAAAAAUUGAUGACUUCGGGGUGUAGACCACCACGGGGGCCAUCAAGUGGACUUCUGGGAGAGAUACUGCACAGGACACGGAAAACAUCUAAAGAAGAAUAACUGGGGGACUACAUAUGGUGCCAGUAAUCAUGACACAAUAAUAUGAGCUGGUGAU
Molecule: messenger RNA, 926 nt
Organism: Hyla sarda
Lineage: Eukaryota; Metazoa; Chordata; Amphibia; Anura; Hylidae
Exons: 2
Coding region: 70-795 (241 amino acids)
Source: RefSeq, a predicted model, not a curated record